CCACAAAAUCAAGGCACUGGGCCCUCUUGUCGUAACGGGAUGGGGGCUUGAUCGCCGCGGCUAAACGCUUGAAACGACGACACUACGUCGCCCGAGGUGUGGCGCAAGCGUGCCGAAUUUCAAAUCGUCUCAGCUCCACUGCAGCGACCAGGCAGCGCCGAAAGACAGGUAGUAAGCUGGCACAGCUGGGCGGAUGGAGGCUUGACUUGCUUGGUGUCUUGGAGCUGCACCACAAGCUAGGAACACAAGAAAGGCGUAUGUUGCGAGCUACAGUAAGCUCUCCAACAAUGGCAACUGAGUGUAAUUCCGUGCUGCAAUCCCUCCCACAGAUGAGAGCACCUCGAAGACCGAAGCCACGUUGUUGCUGUAGAAGUCCGUCUACAUCUCCGCCAGGAUCACCACGGUGCUAUCCCCAGUUUCGGCCAACAAUCUGGGUCACUUCGCUUACGGGAACGCAAUUGACUGAUCGGCCAACGAAUCGAAUUAAUCUGCCCCGUGGGCAGGCGCCAUUCGCUGCCAACUCGUCCACCUGCAACACUUGUUUGCGAACAAGGUACGAUGACGUGUUGCAGCUUCCCUACUUGUUUCGCACCAGACCCGAUGCGAUUGGUGCGUUUUCCACAUCGCAACGCCUCCAUCUGACUGCCAGGGUUCAAACGAGGUCGCGGAGCGCCGGCCGUACGACGUAUCGGACUUUUUCAAGUUGCUGUGGCUGGUGCCCGUGUCACCGGGCCAGUCGGCGAAAACGGGACUCAGGCUGCGACGUCGUGUGCUGGCAGAUCUAAUUUGACAUUGGUCUCGAUAUGUACCACUGUAGGCUGAAUGCGAAACCUCGUUUCGUGAUGUGGCAUUGUGUCACAAGCACCGAGACGAAAUGUGGACUU
Molecule: messenger RNA, 884 nt
Organism: Paraphaeosphaeria sporulosa
Lineage: Eukaryota; Fungi; Ascomycota; Dothideomycetes; Pleosporales; Didymosphaeriaceae
Exons: 3
Coding region: 258-785 (175 amino acids)
Source: RefSeq, a predicted model, not a curated record